AGAACACCAAAAAUGAGAACAUCGGAUGAGGAUGAAGUCUCGAACCCAGAGAUCCUGCAUAUAAUAAAACCAGUAGAGUGACCAUUUUUCACAGGCAUCGCCCAUAAGUAUGAUGAUAGAUACCCUGAAGAGAAAUUAGCUGAAUAUAUACCAGAAGAUGAAUACAAACAAGCUAUUGGAAGGAUUAAUGACAUCCUUCAUUCACAUUGGCCAUGCGAUACAGUUUAUUAUGGCUGAGGCUUCGUUCUGGGCUACAUGACAUGCGGCUUAGCAUGACUCCUCCCUUGGCAAUGCAUUAAGGGUGGCAAAUAAGCAGUUACUCCAAGCUAUUGAUUUUAUGAACAUUGAAAGGUUCCUACCUCAUGGCCUCUUUAUCGAAUACCACGAAUUCGGAUGUCACAGGUCAUGUUUCUACAUCCGUACGAAGACUGAAAGGGACAUGGAACAAUUAGAGAAGAAAGAUGAGCAAAUGACUUCUCUUGCUCUUCAGAAAAACAAGGAGAAUAAUGAAUAAAAUUUCAAUUUA
Messenger RNA from Moneuplotes crassus, 526 nucleotides. Lineage: Eukaryota; Ciliophora; Spirotrichea; Euplotida; Euplotidae. The record is from the annotation of a GenBank genome assembly.